CGGUAGCAGCAAACAAAACACACGACCGGCGAUCGACACCAUACUGAUCGAGACGGCGUGCGAAAACAUUACAUGGAUGAGCUUAUUUCGGAAACAAAAAACAUAGCCAGUGAUCCAAUACCAUCCUCGGUGAGCUGUGAAAUGGAAGAAGGAGAAUUAUCGGAUUCGGGAGAUGAAACUAUUUACAUCGAAUCAAAACACAAGAUUAGCCCUGUGUCAUCAUUCCAGUGCAGAAGCAGCUAUAGAAGCGUGAUAGAAACUGAUGAAGAUGACAGUGAUAGUGACGCAGAAAGUAUAACAUGGAAAAGAAAGAAACAAAAAGUCUGCCAACAACAGAGGAGUGUAGAUGUUCAGGACAUUGGAAAUGAUAUUCCAAAACCUCCUGUUAUUCCAAAGAGGAAUGGAAUUAAAAAAAUUAAUAACGUAUGGGGAGCAGUUAUACAGGAACAAACUGAAAAAAUGGUAUCUUCACAACUUACAACUUUUGGGUUGGAUUUUAGUGCUAAUCGUGGUGUUGAGAGUUACAACCAUGAGAGAAGCUUGGAGACGCCGACAGCCCUACCAUUCGGCUCUUACAACCAAGAUGCCCUGCCUCAUAGGAAAGUUCCUCAAGCGGUUGUUGAGGAUGACGAUUGGUUUGGAGAGAGUGCUGAACCCUGCGUAAAUAGUAAAGACAUCCCGGAUGAUACUGAUGAUGGAAUGGUUGUCAACGUAAAAGAGGAUAAUUCUACAAAACCAAAUGUAAAACGGAGAUUAGGGAAGAGGCCGGAACAUUUACCAUCUGUUGUUGCCAGGCGAAUGAAAAUUGAUCCUAGCGAUGAGAUCAAAGUUGUUGCAGGGAAAAUUGCGUACUCUUUAUGGGAACCAAAACGCCAUCUUGUAUUGAAGACGGUGGAAAUGAUAGGAACAGAAAAAUCUACUGAGAUUUAUAAUAGAGCGAUUGAGAUAGAAGAAGGGGGAGGAAUGCUGAUUAAUAAUCAGUCAAGACGAAGAUCUCCUGGGGGAGUGUUCUUCUAUUUACUUCGGAAUUCUUAUGGAUUUGAAACAAAGCUGUUAGAUGAAAUAUUUGAUGCUGAUUGCACAGGAAAUGAACAGAAGUGGAAAAAGACUAAAAAGAAGAGGAAAAAACCUGGCAAAAUACAACUUUUGCUGAAGGAAGUGAAGAAAGAAAAAGAAUAAAUGAAAAGGAUUAUAGCAUGUGAUAAAUAAUUUAUGCCAAUGAUCUGAAAAGAGAAAAGCAAGAAAUAUCUAAAAUGCACCUGAGAAAUUGAUGAAAGAAAGAGAACAAAAAGGAAAAUAACUGGUGAUAAACAAACUUGUUUCCAUGAAAUGAAUAGAAGAAAGAAAAAAUAAUAAAACUAGAAAAAAGAAAACUAAAAAAUGGACAACAAACAGCUUAUACUGUAUGAGAUGGAGAGAAG
Molecule: messenger RNA, 1421 nt
Organism: Anneissia japonica
Lineage: Eukaryota; Metazoa; Echinodermata; Crinoidea; Comatulida; Comatulidae
Product: phosphorylated adapter RNA export protein-like
Exons: 3
Coding region: 73-1179 (368 amino acids)
Biological process (GO): snRNA export from nucleus
Cellular component (GO): nucleus
Source: RefSeq, a predicted model, not a curated record